AUGCAACUGCGUGCUCUUGCCAAGGAGAUCGUUGAGAUGGAGGAUUAUGACGAUCAGUUUAAAGUAUUCAAUUUCCGGAUCCAUGUCGUGACGGAUAUGAUUCACGAAACCGCAUGCAAAGCAAUGCCUGAAGGACUAUACCAUGUGAAGUGGACGGAUGAUAACCAGGAAGAAAAGAAAAAGAAUGUAUCCAAUGUACGGAGCUCUCCAAUGUGCUUGGAAAUGCAAAAAGAAGAUUAUCAAGCAAAUGAAGGAAUACAACUUAAUUAA
Messenger RNA from Caenorhabditis briggsae, 270 nucleotides. The transcript is spliced from 2 exons. The coding region runs from base 1 to 270 and encodes 89 amino acids. The record is from RefSeq and is a predicted model, not a curated record. NCBI's taxonomy places the organism in Eukaryota, Metazoa, Nematoda, Chromadorea, Rhabditida, Rhabditidae.